AUGGAGAGUCCAUAUCAUGCUACGCCGCCGAGUCACGGCGGGGGAUCUCGACCGUCUCUUGGCUUUCCUUUGGGUACAGCCCUCCUUUUGGUGGUGAUCUUCAGUCUUAGCGGCGUAUUUUCCUGCCUGUACCAUUGGGACAAGCUCCGUUCCCUCCACCGCUCCAACGAUGACCUAGAGGCAGAUGGUGAUCAAGGCCCCUCCAAAAUGAAAGUCCUCCGCAUGAAUUUGAAGCAAGAUAAGAACCAGAGCUUCCCAGUUAUUAUGGCUGGGGAUGAUGUUCCGAAGUUCAUAGCAAUGCCAUGUCCACGGAAGCCGCCGCUACCUGCGAAAAUCUCUGUUGAGGUGAAGAAGCCGGUUAAGCCUCCUCCAAUAGCAGUGCCUUUGUAUUAA
Molecule: messenger RNA, 393 nt
Organism: Fraxinus pennsylvanica
Lineage: Eukaryota; Viridiplantae; Streptophyta; Magnoliopsida; Lamiales; Oleaceae
Source: the annotation of a GenBank genome assembly